This is a messenger RNA of Suricata suricatta (meerkat), 7275 nucleotides long. RefSeq names its product cAMP responsive element binding protein 3 like 2 (gene CREB3L2). The coding region runs from base 401 to 1957 and encodes 518 amino acids. Gene Ontology annotation, molecular function: cAMP response element binding; DNA-binding transcription factor activity, RNA polymerase II-specific. Lineage: Eukaryota; Metazoa; Chordata; Mammalia; Carnivora; Herpestidae. The record is from RefSeq and is a predicted model, not a curated record. Gene Ontology annotation, biological process: regulation of transcription by RNA polymerase II. The transcript has 12 exons.
GCUCUGGGGAGUCUGAAAGUUUGUGUCUGGCGCAGUAGUGGAAAGUGGGCUUGUAGCGAAGGGAUUUUCUUAGGAUGAGAGCUGAUCUCCUGCCUUUAUUUUGAAUGCGCGCCCAGCUUUAACCCCUUCAGCCUUCCUCCAGAUCCCUGGACAGCCUGUCUCUACUCCGCGAUUCUCGCAUUUCCGAGGACACCGGACGGGAACCCUUGGCAGUUCUCUCUCACGCAGAGCAGAGAACGUUUGCCUUUCCAAGUACAUAAGCCACACACGCACAGACGCACACGCGCACACGCGCACCCCCCGCCCCCGCCCCCGCGGAGCCGGACCUCACCCUCCGCGGCGGCCCUGCCCGCUCCCCUCCUGCUCUCUGCAUCCUCGGCCCAGCGUCGCUCGGACCAGCAUGGAGGUGCUGGAGAGCGGGGAGCAGAGCGUCCUGCAGUGGGACCGCAAGCUGAGCGAGCUGUCAGAGCCCGGGGAAACCGAGGCUCUCAUGUACCACACGCACUUCUCGGAACUUCUGGAUGAGUUUUCCCAGAACGUCUUGGGUCAGCUCCUUAACGACCCUUUCCUCUCCGAGAAGAGCGUGUCGAUGGAGGUGGAGCCGUCCCCCACGUCCCCGGCGCCCCUCAUCCAGGCCGAGCACAGCUACUCCCUGUGUGAGGAGCCCCGCGCCCAGUCACCGCUCACCGCUGUGACCCCCGGUGACAGCUUCAAUGACGAUGAAGCGGAAAGUGAGAAAUGGUAUCUGUCUACAGACUUUCCAUCCACAACCAUCAAGACAGAGCCGAUUACAGAGGAGCCGCCGCCAGGACUUGUUCCCUCCGUCACUCUGACCAUCACGGCCAUCUCCACCCCUUUUGAAAAGGAGGAGCGCCCCCUGGAACUGAAUACUGGGGUGGAUUCCUCGUGCCAGACAAUUAUUCCUAAGAUUAAGCUGGAGCCUCAUGAAGUGGAUCAGUUCCUCAACUUCUCUCCUAAAGAAGGUCUGUCUACUGCCCUGCCUUUCUGGGUUACCAGAGUUUUGCAAGUUGCUCUCCACACAGCUAAGGGGCCCGAAAUGCACCUGCAGGCACAUCCGUGGAAGUCUCUGGCUUCAGGAGAGCCCGGAAUGUCCACCAUCAGCGAAGGACCAGUGGGCCUGAUCCUUGAAGCUUCUGUGAAGUUCAAGGGGGCAGAAGAGGGUCAGAGCAGAACAACUGGGUACACUGAAGAAACAUGCAAACGUCUGAGAGAAAAAGAUGCCCACGUACUUCGAACGGACUUACUGAGACAGCAGGAAGUGAACCCAUUUUCUUCUCCCCUUCUAUCUCAGAUUUCGGCCCAGGAAAGUAGGAGAAAGAAGAAAGAGUACAUGGACAGCUUGGAGAAAAAGGUGGAGUCUUGUUCGACUGAGAACUUGGAGCUUCGGAAGAAGGUCGAGGUUCUGGAGAACACCAACAGAACUCUCCUGCAGCAACUACAGAAGCUUCAGACAUUGGUGGUGGGCAAGGUUUCACGCACCUGCAAGUUGGCGGGCACACAGACCGGCACGUGCCUCAUGGUGGUCGUGCUGUGUUUUGCUGUUGCAUUUGGCAGCUUCUUUCAGGGCUACGGGCCCUAUCCGGCUGCCACCAAGAUGGCUCUGCCCAGCCAGCGUUCCACGCAGGAGCCGUAUACAGCCUCCGUCGUGAGAUCCAGGAACCUGCUCAUCUAUGAGGAACACUCUCCCUUGGAGCCGUCCAGCCCAGCCUCCACGGGGGAACUUGGGCCUUGGGACAGAGGCUCCUCCCUGCUCAGGGCCUCGGGGCUGGACCCCAGGCCGGAAGUGGAUCUUCCCCAUUUCAUUCUCUCAGAUGAGAGCGGCCUGGAGAAAUCCAUGCUACUGGAGUUACAGCAGCACUUGGUCAGCACCAAACUGGAGGGGAAUGAGACACUAAAAGUCGUAGAACUCGACAGAAGAGUAAACGCCACCUUCUAAAGAGGCCGUCUCCACCUCUCUCUUUCUCUUCACUCUCCUUUUCCGUCUCUCAACCCCCUUUGUCAUAAGCAUUUCCUUUUUGCCUUUGAUCUGGACGAAGACAUGGGCGAGCGGCGGUGGCUCUGGAUGGGAGGACGGCUUGGGGUUUCCACCUGCGGGGAGAAAGCACCUUCCGCUCCCUUCCCCUUGAAGAAGGGAGCCCCGCCUCCCUCCCUCCCUCUUGCUUGCUGCCAUAGGAAAUUCUUUUAGGUCUGGGGCUGGGACAAGCAGGCUUGUUUCUACCAAUAGUGCCAAAAAGAGACUGCCUCUUUCUCACUCUGGGGCGUGACCACCUCUCUGAAGAAGAGAUGAUGCUUGUUCGUUUGAGACCCCAGACUCUAGCCACAAAAACACCAGGAUGCCCGUCGGGAUCUGGCCGAGCACUGACUGAUGUCCUGCCUUCCUCAGCCUUGGUCAUCGGAGCGUCCUCCCUCGAGAGCCCUGGAGGUGCCGGGGCCUUCAGUGAGCACCCCUGCCCCUCUGCCCCGUCCGAGCCCUCACGGAUCGUCCUCCCCGCACUGGAGCGAGGGUGCUCACCACCCCACCCCACCCCCGCUCACCCCCGUUCUCAGGCCGCAAGUGCAAUGCCUGAAGGAAUCAGGCUCUUCUACUCCAGGCAACCUGCCCCAUCUCGCUGCUUGUAGGACUUCCCCACGUACCCAUAGGUCCGCCUCCCCGGCUUCUCCUCCCCGUUUGUAAAUAGUAUUUAUUAGCUCACUGAGGCUUCCCUCUAGCAACCACGCUGAAGAGAUCCAACGCCUCCCCCCAGAUGGGCAAAGUCUUGUGUUGGCCUUUGGAGCUAGGAGGGGACCCCAAGCUCUGGGAUCCCAAUCCUCCAGAUGGUGGCUUUUAUUUUAUUUUAUUUUUUUCAUUUUCUUCUAAUAUUUCAUCCUCCUCCCUUUCCUCCUCCUCCUCCUCCUUCUUCAACUGGAGGCCUAUGGUUAUCAUUGGGAAAUCGCCUUAAGCUUGUGUCGUCCCACAGAAUGAAGUCAGAGGGAAAGAUGAGCAGCACCUUGCUCGGGUCUGGGGCUCUGUGGUCACGUGCUUUUCCUACCCUGUUCCCGGAACAGGAGGGCCUCGCCGACACCCUUGCUGGCUUGCCUCUCCACCCCUGCGCCCAGCCCCCUCCUCCCCUCUCCCCUGGUCUUCUGCCUUCACAUAGAGAGUGGGCCUGAGCCUGGGGCUGGAGGACGGGGCAUUCGUGUAUCCACAGUCUUACCUUCUGUAGUCAGGUUUGGCUACUCUGCAGCUCACCCAAAGAGAUACCACCUAACCCCCCAACCCACUUUUAUUUUUUUUUUUAAUGAUUAAAAGUAACUUUUGUAGUUUAAAAUUCUCUUUCCUCUUUCAUACAGAUGAGAAAUGGAAAUUGCCUUUUUAUUGUAUAAUGUAGCUGAUUCCCCUUAAGUGUUUUUCCCUAGCUUGUGAAAGAUUUUGUAUAAGAAAGUUGCUUACAUUUUAUAUUUUAUUUUUAGUAGUAGCUGUAAGGCCUUUGGCUUUACCUCCUUUCUCUCUCUCUCUCUCUCUCUCUCUCUCUCUCAUCUACACUGUCAUUGGAGCCUGCGCUUACAAAGGAUUAAGCCCAUACCUGGGCCUUCCGUUCCAUAUCAAAUGCAGGAUUUGGUUUCAUUAGCAUUUGCCAUCAUACCCCGUGAGCAGAUCUCGGCUGUGUCUGCCGAGGUACAUCUGGGGCUCCCUGCAACUGAUGUCUCUCUCUGUCCCUCUGCUGUGGUAGAGAAAGUUCCAGACUGGGACCUGACAAGGGGGUCUUCUCGGCUGUGUGUGGAAGCGGAUCUGGGCUGCCGUCUGCAGUCUCGCGGCCCCUCCCAUUGGCCAGGGAGAGCAGAGGCCGCCUGAGUCCCGCGGGAAGUGGGGCUGCUAACAUGCCCCCCCCCCCACCUCUCUCCUCUCCCUUCUCUCCUUCUCUUCUGCUCUAGAUCUUCCUGGGCCUGGCUGUGUUGGGUAGAGCCACAGGCUGCUGCGGUCCAUCCCUUUCUUUGAAAUGCCGUGUAAUUAUCAGGCCCAGGUAGCCUGCGGGGGCCUGAGGAGGUAAAAAAGAAUGAACUCCAGUAGUAUUUGGUUCAAUGAGAGAGGAAAGGUUUUGCAUUUAAGGGCGGAAGUGUCAGCCUACCCACCUGCUGCAGUGGAACCAGAUCAGGUUUCGAAGGCCCCUGGGGCAGCCAGGGUAGAAAACCUGUUCUUCUGAAUGAGGCAGGAGAAGGAAAGGCCAGUAAACCUCCAGUCCGUGCCCUUAGUACCUUGAGGAUUUUAUCUUCUCCCUUACCUGCCUUUGCUUGUCACCCCCUCUCCAGACCCCCAACAGCAGGGUGUUCUCUCUGGGAAGCUGUUCUUCUAGAACAGAGUCUGUAUCUAGAGACCUGAGGCCUCAGCUUGGGAGCUCAAAUGGCCGUGUUAAGGGGGUUCCAAGAACCAACCCUGCUGCUAUUUUGAGGAAAGCCUCUGCCCUUCACUCUCCACAUGGGAAGUAAGGGGAACGAAGUAGUUAUCCCGUUAGGAGGAUCCCAGGGCAUUGAGAGGACACAGAAGAGUCACAGACUACCAGGUAAUUCACAGACGGGUGUUGGUUUUCCGUCCCGGGGGUGACGCCCAAACAUCGGUGGGUUUGUUUCCCCGCGUGGAGCAGUCGCAUAGUCUGUGCAGUAAUACCUGCUUAGCCCGCCGAUUCGAAGCAGUGCCAGACGUCCCCUCCCAAACAUCAGCUUUCAGAACUCGGACACGCUGGUGUAAUCAUAAACCAUGAACAAUAAGUGUUACUCAUAAAUACGUUAAUUCUAGCUUUCAUCCUGUAAGCAGGGCUUUCUCUUCCCUGCUUUGAUGACCCUCGCACACAUUCAGAGAACAAGCAGUUUUCAGUGGGUGAGACCUGAGUGACCCCGGCCCCCUGGCGUGGCCCUUUCCACAGGGCUCUUGACUUUGUGCUUGGAAACAGAUGCUGGACAUGAAAGGCCUCAGUGCCAGGUGAAGAAAGAAUUCCUGUGAAGUGUUAGGACUCUGGAGCCUGGGUCACAUAAAAGGAGUAUUAUGUAAAAAUUCUGACAGCUGAACUAGGUUGUUCCUUUUGCGUGGGGGGUGGGGGUAAGCUUUGACCCCGGUGUAGGCAAAAUUAGAUCACCUUUCUUGCUACCGGAAAUGCUUUUGACUCGGAGAACUCGUGUGUCGAUUGUGAAAGCAGCUUUUAGCUCAACUUAUUUACAAACCAACUGUAAUUACCAUGUUAUUUUUCUUCCUAAAUCUCUCAGCCUGAAGCCAAAGGAGGGUAGUGACUGUCACGUUCGUAGAGCAGGAGUGUUGAAUUGAUUCAUCUUUAUGCCGACAGUGACACAGGGUCUAGGAUUUUGGCCACAUGUGUUUUAUUAAAAUUUCUCGGCCCCUCACGGCUCCUUUCUUCCAUGUCCUCAGACCGAGCAAAACCGCAGGGAGAGAAUCCGAGGCCUCCCGGGGCCGCUCGCCAGACACAGGCGCCGUAUGGGGUGUUUACGAGAGCACAGUGCACAAAUGGAGACCUCCCGCUCUUCGCGGAGGAAGUGGGCCGUCCACGCUGGCCUUGCUGACACGGCGAGAUUGGAGACGGAGGAGAAGGCCUUGAGCCUCCUUCUCGUCUGCCUGAGUCAUUCCCUUGGUUUUGUUCGAUCUGGUCUUUGCAAAGCCCUUCCUAAAGACGCCGGCUUCUCGGCUGGUGGUGGUGCUGGUCGGACCGUGAAGCCAGUAGCUAGGAGUGCUCUCGCGAGAGCCUUCCAUGCCUCAGCUGAGACGGAGAGGAGACCUGUGACGGCGUGAGCCCCCCUCCGAGGGCAGUUCCCGGAGAGAACGGGAGGCUGCGAAGUUCAGGCUUCCCAUCAGUCAGUCGGUCACCUAGGACUCUGGUGUUGCUGAGGCCCAGGGCUGCCCGGAGCGCGCUGGGGAGGAAGGGCGCUGAGGCAGCUUCGCCAGGCAGUAGCUUUUCAAAGGGCAGAAGCACUGGGUCUCGCGCUCCCUCUUUCUGACACACACACAAAUUUCUCCCUUGUCUCCAACACUGGUUUGUGCCUUAAAUGUGCCUUAUAUAUAUGCUCCAGGGUGACUGAGGACUCUUUUGUCCCCGGAGGACUUUACAGAUAGUCUUUUCAUGUUAGAUUGGAGGGUGAGGACGGACCUUUUUCCAAAGGCUCAAAAAUGGUGCACCAUGAUUAGAUGCGCACAUCCGGAGAAAAGAAAUAGGGUUUUUAUCCCUUAGGAAAAUCCCAUUUUGUAGGGCUGCAAUCACAUCAAAAAAUGGCUAGCCUGGAUUAAAACUAUCAUAAAUCCUCACGGCAGAACAUUUUCUCAGGGCCAAGGAACCUGGCCCGUUGGAGGAUUAACGCUCCAUCUCUCUGUGGCCCAAAACCCGCACUUAGCACAGGAAAAGUCUAGGUAUUGUUUUAUUUUGUCAUUUUGGGCCACAUAGUUCAGGAAUGCUUUAUUUUUGUCUUGGUUUUGAGAACAAGGGAAAAUAAUAUUUCUUGAGCACUUAGUAAGUGCUGGCUGGGUACUGCGCUCAAUAAAUUUUGGCUUUUAAUUUUCUGGAUAGAGAAAACAGGGCAACCGGUUACGUUGAGAGAGAUGAACAGCUAAGUGAUACAGGAGGUGCAGUGGUGGAUUCUGUUGGGCGGAUUCCUUUCUGUGAACAUUUAAGGUUCUCGGGGCAGGGACCACAGGGUUGGCCCCACUGUGCAACGUUCUGCUCUUUGCUCCAUGCCGGAGACAUCCACCAGGUGUGGGUCUGCUUCUUGUCCAUCCGUCUUCUGCGGAUUCCAGCCAGCAGCCUCUGCAUCCUGGAAAAGAAAACCCCACGGUUUUAGCUCCACUCUUCAGCCCCUUUCCUUUGCUCACCAGCUCGGGGAGAACAUGAACUCUGCACCAUGGACCCAGGGCCUACCCUUCCUAGAACCUCUCCCUUGCAGAUAAAACAUUUUAUGAGUCUGUGGAAAACACCAGCACUCCAUGACAAAUCAUGAGGGACCCUGUUUAAAGAACGCUGAGCAGACCCUAGACUAUAAUCAACCAUGAGCUUUAAUGUCUAUGCUGACAGGCUGGACUUUACCUCUCUUUUGUAAUAAUUCUAUAGACCAGCAGCGUUUAAGCCGAAAGAGAUUGUGAGUCUAUUAUCUGUCAUAUUGUGCUGAGUUUUUUUUUUAAUGGCUUUUUAUUCUUCAUCAUAGCUAAGCAAAUACCCAAAAUAAAAACGCUUUGUAGGAUACUUGUACUUAGUUUGGAAAAAAAAAAAUGAAUUGAAAUUGUCA